Messenger RNA from Trichophyton benhamiae CBS 112371, 456 nucleotides. RefSeq lists its product as uncharacterized. NCBI's taxonomy places the organism in Eukaryota, Fungi, Ascomycota, Eurotiomycetes, Onygenales, Arthrodermataceae. The record is from RefSeq and is a predicted model, not a curated record. The coding region runs from base 1 to 456 and encodes 151 amino acids. Gene Ontology annotation, biological process: proteolysis. The transcript has a single exon. Gene Ontology annotation, molecular function: tripeptidyl-peptidase activity; endopeptidase activity.
AUGCUACUACGAUGGCACAGUGUUAUACCUCUCUUUCUUGCUAUGACUGUAGCCUUUCCAAAUACAUAUCGCACUGUUGUUGAAGAUCUUCCUGCUAUUCCUGAAGGAUGGGUUCAGGGGAAUCCCCCAUCCCCCGAAACCUCCGUUCGCAUGAACUUGGCUGUGGGCCAACAGAACACUCGUACAUUUGAGCAAAUAGUUCUCGACAUUUCAACUCCAGGUCAUCGAAACUAUGGCAAGCACUUGUCCAGGAGGGAUCUGAAAGGUCUUCUCCGCCCACGCCGGGAGACUUCGAACUUAAUAUUAUCCUGGCUUGAAAAAUCUGCGUCCCUAAACGGUCAAUUGUGGACGAUGGAGACUGGAUACAUUUUGUCAUUUCAAUUUCCCAAGCUGAAAGGAUGCUUCAAACCCGGUUUUAUCACUUUCAUGACGUACAAGACCCAGGAAUCUCCAUGA